This is a messenger RNA of Danaus chrysippus (African queen), 1332 nucleotides long. NCBI's taxonomy places the organism in Eukaryota, Metazoa, Arthropoda, Insecta, Lepidoptera, Nymphalidae. The record is from the annotation of a GenBank genome assembly.
AUGAAGGCUGUAGACACUAUACUCUUCGAUGUUUCCAAGAAUGAGAUGUUCAAGAUAAAUGAGAACUUGAAGUUGUUACACAGAAAGUUGAAAACAGCUUGGAAGAUAAUGAUUAAUCGGGACGAGUUAUCGUCUAAUGUAUUACAAGACGUUAAAAUCCUUGUGAUACCUGGACCACAGAACGUGUUCAAUGAUGAUGAACUGGCUCUUAUGAAGAGUGUGGUUGAGAGAGGAGACUCAGUGAUGGUCAUGAUGACGGAUGGCGGAGAAGAAAGAAUGAACACCAAUAUAAACUUCUUCUUAGAAGAAUAUGGUAUUGUUGUUAAUAAUGAUUGUGUUGUACGUGCUAAAUACCACAAAUUUUAUCACCCAAAAGAAUGCCACAUAUCUAAUGGCAUUCUAAACCGCGCUGUUGUGAAGUAUCUUAUGAAAAUGCCAAACUACAUCAGUGAAUCAGACGAUUUUCUUGAGGACCCACCGUCACCUAACUUCGUGUAUCCUUACGGCGCCACGUUGACUGUCAAAAAACCAGCAGUCGGUAUACUCUCCAGCAGUGACGUCUGUUAUCCUGUUAAAAGACCACUCGCUGCUUUGUAUACUUCAGAAAAAAGUGGUGGAAAGCUUUUCGUCAUUGGAUCAGGUCAUUUCUUCACUGAUCAGUAUUUAGAGAGUGAGUGCAAUGACCUCAUUCGUGAAUUAUUUUUCAAUCACCUCGGAGGUGUGGCGGAGUUGGUCUUAAACCCUGUGGACAUAGAAGAUCCUGAUGUGUGUGAGUACCGCACGUUGUGUGAUACUCUCUACUUAUCUCAUCUUCCUCUACCUGAGCCCGCCUCAUGUCCACCGCCGCGACUAUCCCUUCAUCCACACGCACUAGUCGCUUGGAGACUGUUCUCACUGAAUCUAUCACAUUUGCCAGAAGUCUUAGAGUUAUAUGAGGAGCUCAGAAUCAAACAUGAACCUUUAAGACUGAUAGCGCCACAGUUUGAGACGCCGUUCCCACCACUACAGCUAGCGGUGUUCUCCCCCACAUUCCGCGAGCUCCCCCCUCCCCCCCUGGAGCUGUUCGACCUGGACGAGGCGUUCAGCUCUGAAAGGACGCAGCUCGCGAGGAUACUCAACAAAUGUUUACAACCACACACAGACAGGAUGGCUCAAGUAUCUCUCAUCCGAGGUGACAAUCGUCAAUCUGAGUCGGAGCUAGAGUACUUGGUCCGUGAGUGUGGUCGAGCGGUCAGAGUGAGUCGGGCCUUGGAGGACGGACCCGCUGUGAGUGUGUUACACCAGCUGGCUGUACAACUGGCUACGUACAAGAAGAUCGCUCCUAGAGACUAG